This is a messenger RNA of Paramormyrops kingsleyae, 1923 nucleotides long. RefSeq names its product cysteine-rich with EGF-like domains 2 (gene creld2). NCBI's taxonomy places the organism in Eukaryota, Metazoa, Chordata, Actinopteri, Osteoglossiformes, Mormyridae. The record is from RefSeq and is a predicted model, not a curated record. Gene Ontology annotation, molecular function: calcium ion binding.
UUCCAACAGUACCGAGCUACAACCAAAAAAAACAUCCACCAGCUCUUGUGAUUAUAAUUCUGUUUGAAGGAGCUGGUCGCAUGAGCAGCAAGGCUGCCUGUUACACUGCCUGUGUGUUUCUACUAUUCCAAAUUAUUUCUUUACUUUCUUUACAAAUCUACAGGAAGCAUAUGCUCAUUACAUAGCGUCGUUUCAAUAAAACCGCGCACUGCUGCGCUCUCUCUCUGGUUUCUUUCGCGGACUCGUGAGUUGAAAUGAACUUUAGACACAAAACGGACCGCGGCGCGUCUCGGCACCGUCACGCCUGGCCGUGGUCAUUUGGCUCGCGCGUGUCGCCAUCUCAUUGGCUGCUGUCUUGAGGGACGGGCGUCGAUAGCCAAUCAGUUAAAGCCACAAGUGUAACCGGAAUCUCUGAAUGAGUUUUUUUCCCCCUGUGAAGCCGGGUGUAAAUAUGAAUUUGAAAAGUAGUGUGCUGUUCGUUAAGACUCCACAUCUGCUGACAGCUGUGAUGUGCUGACCAAGGUUUAGGGGCACGGGCCGACCGUUUGAUAUGAUUAUUAACUCAUCAUUAACUGGGUUGCGUUGUGCAUUUUUAAGGGAAGAUGCAAUCCUUACCAUCAGCUGUGGCUCUGCUCACUGCGGUCAUGUUUGCUCUGCACAUUGGAUGCACUGAGGCAGCCAAACUGAAAGACUCAUGCUCAACUUGCAGACAGAUCACUGACAACUUCAGUAAGGAGUUUGACAGGACAGCGAAGAAGAACUUUGGUGGAGGGAACACAGCCUGGGAAGAGAGAAAACUGUCAAAAUAUGAGACAAGCGAGAUCCGCCUUGUGGAAAUCCUGGAGAAUGUCUGCGACAGCAGCAGCUUCGAGUGCAACCAGAUGGUGGAGGAGCACGAGGAGCAAUUUGAGACCUGGUGGUUCAAGAGAAAAACAAAGCACCCGGAUCUUUUUAAAUGGUUCUGCGUCGAUUCCAUCAAAGUUUGCUGUCCAAAAGGAACCUUUGGUCCAGACUGCAAUGCCUGUUUGGGAGGUUCUGAGAGACCAUGCCAUGGCAACGGGGCCUGCGACGGAGACGGAACCAGGGAUGGUCACGGACAGUGCAGCUGUAACCACGGAUACGAGGGAGAGUUUUGCCUGGACUGUAUUGCUGGGUUCUAUAAUGAGGAACGCAACGACACUCAUUCCGUCUGCACAGAGUGUCACGAUUCCUGUAAGACGUGCACUGGCUCGACCAAUCGGGAGUGCAGCGACUGUAAGCCUGGCUGGGAGAAGGACCAGGAGGGCGCCUGUAAUGAUGUGGACGAGUGUUCAGGGGAAUCCCCACCUUGCAAAGAGGACCAGUACUGCCUGAACACAGAGGGCUCAUAUUCCUGUAAAGCCUGUGACAAGCCGUGCUUGGGCUGCAGAGGGGCGGGACCUGAUCACUGCCUGGCCUGCGCAGAUGGGUACAGGGACGAAGAGGGAGUAUGUGCAGAUAUGAACGAGUGCGAGUUGGCGGAGCCGGCAUGUCCUGGGGAGCAUCGCGAGUGUGUCAACAUGACGGGCAGUUUCAGGUGCAUCUGUGCCAGCGGCUUCCAGGACCAGGGUGGCGUGUGCGUGGAGGCGGCGGCCUUGGCAGAGGAGAGCCAGGAUGAGUCCGAUUCUGGACCCUCUGACUCUUCUGAAACCACUGAACCUCCUCGAAAGUCGAAGCUUCCAGAGGAGCGGGAGGACCUGUGAGCCUGGCAUGCGGAGCCGCCGAGGGCCCAGCUCUCCCAGUCACCGCAGAGCACUCCACCAGUCCCACACAUCUUGGCACUUGGAUGUCCCAUGUACUGUACCCCAAGUACCGACUUCUGGAUAUGAGAGGUGGCGGAAUUGACCGUAGGGUGCACUUAUUUUUGUAAAAGUUGAUGUAAUUAAAGUGGAAGUGAGAAAAGUC